GAGAGGUCUUUUACCGUUUAUAAUCGACCGUCUCUAAAACCCUGAAAUCCUUCAUGCCUAUAGGCGCCCCCGCCUUGCUUUUGCCUCUUUUUCAAUAGCUAAAGCUCAAAGCAACCACAAAGAUCUUAAAAAUUCACAGACAUGGAGGUAGAAAUAGAAGCUUCAGAGAUGGAAGUAGAAGAACAACAACCUAUUCCCAGUUCAACCAAGAAAUUUGGUCUAAAGGAUUACAUACAAACCAAUUACGGCGACGAUUAUGUUUUCCAAAUCGUCCCCACGGAUGAUUGGACUUCCAUGGCGGUAUCUUUAUCGACUAAUGCAGUGAAACUUUACUCGCCAAUGACGGGUCAAUAUUUUGGAGAGUGCAAGGGACAUUCCUCAACUAUUAAUCAUAUAUCUUUCUCUGGUGGUUCCAAUCAGCAUGUUUUGCACUCUUGUUCCUCUGAUGGAACUAUCAGGGCGUGGGAUACCAGAACUUUUCAACAGGUAUCGUGUGUAACUGCUGGUUCUUCUCAAGAGGUUUUUAGAUUCUCAUUUGGAGGGUCUGAUGAUAAUCUUUUGGCUGCUGGAUGUCAAUCCCAGAUACUUUUCUGGGAUUGGAGGAACAAGAAGCAAGUUGCAUGCUUGGAGGAAUCUCAUGUGGAUGAUGUUACUCAGGUACAUUUUGUCCCCAACCAUCAAAACAAACUAGCUUCUGCUUCUGCUGAUGGAUUGAUAUGCAUAUUUGAUACCAAUGGAGAUAUCAAUGAUGAUGAUCAUCUUGAAUCUGUUAUCAAUGUGGGAACUUCAAUUGCAAAAGUUGGGGUUUUUGGGGACUCUUAUGAGAAGCUCUGGUGUUUAACAAACAUUGAGACUUUAAGUGUAUGGGAUUGGAAGGAAGGAACCAAUGAAGCAAACUUUGAGGAAGCUCGUUCAUUGGCAUCAGAGAGUUGGACAUUGGAUCAUGUUGAUUAUUUUGUUGAUUGUCACUCUUCCGGAGGUGACAAUUUAUGGGUGAUCGGUGGGACUAAUGCUGGCUCUAUAGGUUAUUUUCCGGUAAAGUAUAAAGGAACAGCAAUGAUAGGACCUCCAGAAGCCGUUCUUGGGGGCGGCCAUAUGGGUGUUGUUAGGAGCAUAUUGCCUAUGCCUAGCAUGCAAAGUGGAACUGCUCAAGGCCUUUUUGGAUGGACCGGUGGUGAGGAUGGUCGGUUAUGCUGUUGGAAGGGUGAUGAUUCACCAGUCAUCAGUCGGUCCUGGAUCUCAAGUACAAGUACAUUGGCCCUGAAGGUACCACGAAAUCGAAAAAACAGUAGGCGUUGUCCCUACUAAGUAUCCAUUGCACCGCUCUCAUGGUUUGUCUUUGUAACUCUUUCUUUUCCGUCAAAAAGUUUUCCCAGCUCAUGUACUGUAAUGUAAGAAAGCACUUGGAAAUUAAAUUGUUCUACUAUUUAAAGCAAUUGUUUUCUUUCUUUA
Messenger RNA from Gossypium raimondii (Peruvian cotton), 1452 nucleotides. RefSeq names its product WD repeat-containing protein GTS1. The record is from RefSeq and is a predicted model, not a curated record. The coding region runs from base 142 to 1308 and encodes 388 amino acids. The transcript has 8 exons. NCBI's taxonomy places the organism in Eukaryota, Viridiplantae, Streptophyta, Magnoliopsida, Malvales, Malvaceae. Gene Ontology annotation, molecular function: protein binding.